Molecule: messenger RNA, 1079 nt
Organism: Neohortaea acidophila
Lineage: Eukaryota; Fungi; Ascomycota; Dothideomycetes; Mycosphaerellales; Teratosphaeriaceae
Exons: 6
Coding region: 151-1041 (296 amino acids)
Biological process (GO): mycotoxin biosynthetic process
Source: RefSeq, a predicted model, not a curated record
UCGGCGUUAUUCAGAGCAGGUAUGAUGUCGCGCAGUACCGCAGAACUCAAAUGCCUAGCGGAUGGACGAUCGCCCUCGAGCUGAACUAUUAAGCUGCUAGCCUGGCCACUGUCGGAACUCUCGUCUUCUCCGCCUCACUUGCGCAUUAUCAUGGUGUUGAAGUUCCCAUUGAGUCUCCCUCGUUACACUCCGCUUCAGGAAGGAGGAGAGGUAGAAGAGAACAAAUGUGACAACGCACCGUCUACUUCUCUUGCCAAUGGCCUCGUUGUCCUUACCUACCGGGCAAUCUUCAUCUUCUCUGUCGUUUGGAUUCUGGCAACCGCUCUGAUCACUCUAAUUACUGUACACUGGCUCCAGAUACCAGCAUGUCAGUCGUCAAUCUCGGCCAUUCGCGCCGGGGAGUUUGUCCCUGCAAAAGACACCGCCCGGGUCAAGAACGUCCGUUUCACCGAGUCCUCAACAUUCAAUUUCACUGCAGUGCCACCACGGCAGUUUCGCGAGGACGUUCGGAUCUACGUUGGCGAGCCCAGUCCCGCGCUGGAUCGUAAUUGGGACGAUCUACUCGACAACCAGUACUUCUACAUCACCGAGCAAGAAGCGAGGAGUACAUGGGGGGAGGACUACCAGAAGUACUGGCGUGAUGAAGCUACUGGACAUUACAGAGUCGGGAUCGAUGUCCUGCACACACUGCAUUGCUUGAACAUAAUCCGCAAGGAAGUCUACAGUGACUACUACCGCGCUCGACCAUACCACGGCCUCACCGCCGAGCUGCAGCUCUACCACGUCGACCAUUGCAUCGACAUCAUCCGCCAGGGAAUCCAAUGCUCCUCCGACCUCACCCCGGUACCAGUCACCCGCUUCGAUCCCAUCACCGGCCAGCAAAGCGUCGAUUCGGAACACACUCACACCUGUCGAGAUUUCUCCGCAAUACGGGAAUGGAUGACACUGAAAGCGGAAGAGUCAAAGGUGUUGGAUCAAGAUAUUCUGGAGCGAGCAAAGGCAGGUGCAAGAAGCAAACCUUUGAACCCCAUCCACUCAUAAUGCUACAACGAAUCUACGAACCGCAAGCUUACAGCAUC